CCGGGCGGCACCGGGCUCGGCUCCUCGCCCCGCUCGGGGGCAGCGCCGGGGCUCGGCUCCUGCUCCCGCCGGCGGGGCUGCCCCUUGCCGAGCUCCCCCGGGUGCGGGGCUCCCCACUUUCGGAGCUCCCCGGUUGCAGGACUGCGCAGUUUGGAGCUUCCCGGUUGCAGCGGUGCUCGGUUUGGAGCUCCCCGGUUGCAGGACUGCCCGGUUCGGAGCUCCCCGGUUGCAGGACUGCCCGGUUCGGAGCUCCCCGGUUGCAGGACUGCCCGGUUCGGAGCUCCCCGGUUGUAGGACUGCCCGGUUCGGAGCUCCCCGGUUGCAGGACUGCGCAGUUUGGAGCUCCCCGGUUGCAGCGCUGCUCGGUUUGGAGCUCCCCGGUUGCACGACUGCUCGCUUAGGAGCUCCCCGGUUGCAGGACUGCCCGGUUCGGAGCUCCCCGGUUGCAGGACUGCGCAGUUUGGAGCUUCCCGGUUGCACAACUGCUCGUUUUGGAGCUCCCCGGUUGCACAACUGCCCGUUUUGGAGCUCCCCGGUUGCAGGACUGCCCGGUUUCGGAGCUCCCCGGUGUGGAGCUCCCCGGUUGCGGGUGUCCCCCGUUUCGGAGGUCCCCGGUUUCGGGGCGCAGCGCUGGCAGCGGGGAGCGGCGAGCCCCGGGGAGGCACCGAGGAUGAAACUGCUGUGGAGAGCUAAAAUGAGCACACUUCAGGAUGGGGGCGAAGAGGUAGAAGAAGGGGCCGUCUACCACGUCACCCUGAGAAGAGUGCAGAUCCAGCAAGCUGCCAACAAAGGGGCGAGAUGGCUAGGGGUGGAGGAGGACGAGUUACCUCCAGAACAUACCGUUAGCCAGUAUGAAACCUGCAAGAUCAGGACUAUAAAAGCUGGGACUUUAGAGAAGCUUGUGGAGAACCUUCUGACGUCUUUUGGGGACAAUGAUUUUACCUACAUCAGUAUCUUUCUGUCGACAUACAAGACAUUUUCUUCCACUAACGAAGUAUUGGAGCUUCUCCUUAACAGGUAUGGAAAUCUAGCGACAUCAAGCUGUGAAGAAGAUGGAAGCCAGAUUUCCUCUGAAUCCAGCGCAGUACUUCAGACUGCAAUAGCAUCAAUCUUACGAGCCUGGCUCGACCAGUGCUCCGAGGAUUUCAGAGAGCCACCCAACCACCCUUCUUUGAUGAAGUUGCUGGAUUACCUGAAGAGUAAUAUGCCCGGCUCUGACCCGGAGAAGAGGGCACAGAACCUCUUGGAGCGCUUCCAGAACCAGGAAGUGGAACACGAUGUUGCGUUCUAUAACGCUUCCCUCGGUAACCUCUGUGAUGAAGAGGAGUUAGACAUCAGCAAUCUGGAAGAAUUCUCUCUCUUUGAAGAAGACCUUGUGGCAGAGCAGUUGACGUACAUGGAUGCGAAACUCUUCAAGAAUGUUGUGCCCUACCACUGCUUGGGACGCAUCUGGUCUCAAAGGGAUAAGAAAGAAAACAAGCACCUGGCAUCUACCAUCAGAGCCACUAUCUCUCAGUUCAAUACCGUUACCAAAUGUGUGAUCAGCACUAUCCUGAAGGGCAAAGAGCUCAAAACGCAGCAAAGAGCCAAGAUCAUCGAGAAGUGGAUUUAUAUUGCACACGAAUGUAGGAUCCUGAAGAAUUUUUCCUCCUUGAAGGCCAUCAUCUCAGCACUGCAGUCCAGCCCCAUCUAUCGGCUGAAGAAGACCUGGGCGUGUGUUCCAAAGGACUUACUGGUGAUGUUCGAAGAGCUGUCUGAGAUCUUCUCAGACCAUGACAAUUAUCUGACAACCAGGGAGCUGCUAAUGAAGGAAGGAACAUCCAAAUUUGCGAAUCUGGACAGCAGUGUGAAAGAAAAUCAGAAAAGGACACAGAAGCGACUGCAAGUUCAAAAAGAUAUGGGGUUGAUGCAAGGCACCGUACCUUAUCUUGGUACCUUCCUCACCGAUCUCAUCAUGCUUGACACGGCUCUUCCAGACUAUGUCGAGGGUGGCCUGAUAAAUUUUGAGAAGAGGCGAAGGGAAUUUGAAGUAAUUGCCCAAAUCAAGCUCUUACAGUCUGCGUGUAACAACUACUGCAUGACACCAGACCGAAACUUCAUCCAGUGGUUCUGGAGACAGCAGCAUUUGUCUGAGGAUGAGAGCUACAGACGUGCAAGUGAGAUCGAAGCAGCCGCUGACGCUUGCGCCACCUCUCCAAGAUCUCGGAAAAGCGUGGUGAAGAGGUUCAGUCUGCUCAUUCUAGGCUCCGAGGUGGUCGCCAGUAGCACACCCAGCAAAGAACAACCCAAAUCUGCUCCAGGCGGGAGCUCUGGUGAAAGCACAGACUCAGCCAGCGUUUCGUCAUCUGAGUUCAAUCACUCCGAGUCUGAGGACAUUUGCUCCGCUCCCACCGGCACUCCCGAUGAGCCUCAGAAAAAGCUCUCUGAACCGUCCUCCUCCUCCUCCAUCACCCAUCCCACGGCCCCAUAUUCCUCGGGGGUGUCAUCUUUAAGCUCCUGCCCUUCCCCGCUGUCCUCCAAUGACAAGAGCAACAAGGACGACGAGGGCGGCAAAGGCGACGAGGGGAGCGAGGAGGGUGACGAUGGUGACAAGAAUGAUGAAAGCAAUGAGGGCGACAGCGGUGACAAGAACGACGAGGGUGACAGUGGCAACGAUGGUGAUAAGGGUGACAAUGUCGACGAGUGCGAUGGUGGUAACAAGAACGAUGAGGGCGACGGUGGCGACAUGAACGAUGAGGGUGACAAGGGCUCUGUUUCCCUGAUGCCCAUUUCCCCAAAAGCAGCGGCUCCUGUUUACAACCAGCAGAACGAAGACUCGUGUAUCAUCCGGAUCAGCGUAGAAAACAACAUCGGGAACCUGUACAAGAGCAUCCUGCUGACCAGCCAAGACAAAGCUCCCGCUGUCAUCCGGAGAGCGAUGGUGAAGCACAGCCUGGAGUCGGAGGCGCCUGAGGAUUACGAGCUUGUACAGGUCAUCGCCGAGGACAAAGAGCUCGUCAUCCCAGGGAACGCCAAUGUCUUCUACGCCAUGAACACCAAGGCAGCGUUCGAUUUUGUCCUUCGCAAAAAGACUCCGGGCGAUGCGCGAGUGAAAAUGAGGAGCCGGUGCAGCCUGACCCUCCCCAGCACAGGUGCCAGACGGCGCUACUGGGGCAACAGGACCAGUAAAAUCACGCUGUGAGGGAGACGGGAGUGAGGAGAGCCGCACUUUGCCACCAGCCAGUCCUCGGCAUCGCCGCGGGCGCCUGCCUCACUGCUCCACUGCGAAUGUCCUUGCAGCAGAGCUGCCGCUGCGAUGCAUCUCUCCACCCUGGCAGCCAGAUACGGACAGACGGACACACACGGACUUACAGACACUACGGACUGGAACUUUGUGACAGUAUUACAGAGAAGUUCUAAAUCUAUAUUUAUAAAACUGUGGGCAAAAAAGACUAUAAACCACCUUUAAAAGACUGGAGUGGACAUGAGAUGAAUGCCGUGUUUUGUUUAUGAACAAGGCAACCGCUACUUGGCUGGACAAGUAUAUCCAGACAAGUAGAGUUUGCCUUGCUCAUGGUUUUUUUCAGUGUUUCCCUUUGCCUUUGUUUUCCUUUUCCUCCCUUUAUUUCCCUUUUCCUCCCUUUAUUUCCCUUUUCUUCAACCCAUUAAACAGAAAUAGAUGCUUUUAUCGAGUACUCUGAAGCGACUGACGCACCUCUUUGUAACGUGCCGUCGCUCUGCAGGAGCAGAACUUGUAUCUCGCCAUUUUUAGCCAUGAAGGGCAACUACCUGAGCUGUUCUUUUUAAAGCGGGUACCGAGAGGAGACAGUUGGGUUUUAAGCACGACCCCAAACCACCAGAGAUGUUAUAUACUUGUAGCGUUAUUAUGCAUAAUCUACGGGCACCUCCCUCUUUACACAGACUGAUGAAAUGAAUUCAUAGAAUCACCAGGUUGGAAAAGACCUCUUGGAUCGUCGAGUCCAACCAUUCCUGACGGGGCACAUCCUUUCGGCCGGAAUCAAGAAGUUAAUCAUCUGUUCCCUGUGAAACUUUAAACCACAAUGUACUUCUGGAGUGUCUUCCCAGAACCCAGCGUUCCAUGAAAGGACCGUGAGAGGUUUUGCUUUAAAAAGCCAGAAAUGAGACACUGGAUUGGAAGCUGCCCUUAUGGAGGAUGUCUUGGAGACACAUUGGUAUUAGUUAAAACGAACGCAAAUACUGCCUUUGAUACACAGCUGGGCCUUUAUCCCCACCCGGUCUGUAGCACUAAUUUUCCAAACUGGGCUCAGAUAUCCUUGAUGAUCAGUGGUAAAGUCAUGGUGCAACCAGUUCUGGGUUGGACGGUGUUUUACACUACGUGACGAUUUAUCACUGCUGUUUACAAGGAGCACCAGAUGUGCCUGGAGCCAAUCUUUGGUGCAGCGGAGAUGCCAUGCUUGACCCCAGCCCCUUCCCUCUCCAGCCCCCAGCCCUAACCGAGGGAGGAGCGCCGGGUGAGACGGAAAAACACCUUCAUGGGAUCGUGACAGGUCCAAAGAGGAAGGGGUGGUAACCAGAGUGUGGGCUGGGGGAGAGAGAGGUCUCUCUCCUAGACACGGAGGUGGGCGUUGAACAGAACACAAAGCACAGGAGGGUGGAACAGGUAUGUGGUUGCGUUGUACAAGUACAACGUAACCAUAAUGAGCCUUUACAUGGAGAGACAACCAAACUGUUAGGUCAGAGGAGUGGUACUGAGCCGAAGGGACUCACCCCCCCAGCGCUGGCUCCUCCUGGCUGUUCUGCCAGACUCGGGAGCACGUGCACGUCACGGUAUCCACGGUGACAUCUGACACGAUGCUGGGUGCUCACCAGUUCACAGAAGUCUCGCUUCUGAAGGCCACUGUAGGCUUCUUACCAACAUCUCUAGGACUGCCGUGCUCACAAGUGCUUCAGCCGGGUCAGACGUGCCAGGUGUAAAGCGAGGCCUGAAGGGGAAGUGAGAGAGGUUAUCAGGGAGGAACGAUGCGGGCUGAGCGUGGUGGCCCGCAGCAGACCUCCUUGCCAUACUCACCAUGUCCCACAGGCUCUUGUUCCAGCCUGGACAGCAGAAGGAACACGGCUUCCAGUCAGUAAUCACAGACCGGGCACGUUUACGUGGCCUGUGACUCGCUGACAGUGACGCAGCCGAUAAACUCUUGAGCUGGGCUUUCCCAGCCAGUGCUCACAGAAUCACUGGGUUGGAAAGGACCCACUGGAUCAUCACAUGCUCCUCCCACCCACCAAGAAUACACACGGGUGCUCAUCUUGCACCAGGAUCUAUGUAUUAUCAGACCAGCUGACAGCCACUCGAGCGUACAGAGCUGCCUGCAGGCGAGUCCCUCGAUUCCGAGUCCAGGAGGGCAUCGUCCCACCGCAACAGCCGCCUGCAGGCCGGGGUCCGCGCCAGUGACCUGAGAGCACUGUGGUGCACCAUCACCGGGCCUCUGAGGAACAUCUAAAG
This is a messenger RNA of Cuculus canorus (common cuckoo), 5458 nucleotides long. It is a transcript of the gene RGL1, whose product is annotated as ral guanine nucleotide dissociation stimulator like 1. Gene Ontology annotation, molecular function: guanyl-nucleotide exchange factor activity. Gene Ontology annotation, biological process: Ras protein signal transduction; positive regulation of GTPase activity. Lineage: Eukaryota; Metazoa; Chordata; Aves; Cuculiformes; Cuculidae. The coding region runs from base 671 to 3181 and encodes 836 amino acids. The record is from RefSeq and is a predicted model, not a curated record. The transcript is spliced from 20 exons. Gene Ontology annotation, cellular component: plasma membrane.